Molecule: messenger RNA, 2340 nt
Organism: Myiozetetes cayanensis
Lineage: Eukaryota; Metazoa; Chordata; Aves; Passeriformes; Tyrannidae
Gene: ACKR3
Product: atypical chemokine receptor 3
Exons: 3
Coding region: 396-1490 (364 amino acids)
Biological process (GO): vasculogenesis; chemotaxis; G protein-coupled receptor signaling pathway
Cellular component (GO): membrane
Molecular function (GO): chemokine binding; G protein-coupled receptor activity; coreceptor activity
Source: RefSeq, a predicted model, not a curated record
GCUGAACACCCCCAGCUCUCCUAUUCCAGUGAGCGAUGGAUCACCUGGACAGCUGCACCUACAAGAGUUGUUGGCUACAGGACUAUCUGAGAUCACAUCUUUGGGGACACCUGCUUGGGUUGGCAGCAGAUCCCAAUUAAUCACGGAUUUUCAGAGCCUGAUUUAGCCAAGUGCUUCAGUGCAUGCUUAUUUUUAAACCUAAUCCUGUCGUUGUGUGAACUCAUCGUGCUUCAAUCCCACCAAAUCCACGGACUUGGGCGAGCACUCGGAAUUCGAGCAGAUGCUGUGAGAAACGCUUUGCUCGCUGACAGCUGUGAAGUUUGGAGGACCUCAUCUAGGGGAGAGUGGGGGUCAGGAAGGGAGAUGAGGUCACUCGAACUCCGAACCGAGCGAACAUGAGCGCGCUGGAUUUGACGUCCAUCCUCGACUUCCUGGAAACAGCCAACCUGACGGAGAUCAACUGGACGUGCAGCAACGGCGACUGCAUCACGGUGGACGCCACGACAUGCCCCGGCACGCUCAACAAGAGCGCCCUGCUCUACACCUUGUCCUUCUUCUACAUCUUCAUCUUCGUCAUAGGGCUGGUGGCCAACUCGGUCGUGGUGUGGGUCAACCUCCAAGCCAAGAUGACUGGCUAUGAAACCCACCUGUACAUCUUCAACUUGGCCAUCGCCGACCUGUGCGUCGUCAUCACCCUGCCCGUGUGGGUCGUCUCCCUCGUCCAGCACAACCAGUGGCACAUGGGGGAGAUCACGUGCAAGAUAACUCACCUUAUAUUUUCCAUCAACUUGUACAGCAGCAUCUUCUUCCUGGCUUGCAUGAGCGUGGACCGCUACCUGUCCGUGGCCUAUUUCACCAACUCCAGCAAUCGCAAGAAGAAGGUAAUCCGUCGCUGCAUCUGCAUCCUGGUGUGGCUCCUGGCCUUCUCCGCCUCUCUCCCAGACACCUAUUACCUCAAGACGGUCUCUUCCAGCAACGAGACCUACUGCCGUCCCGUCUACCCGGAGGAGAGCUUCAAGGAGUGGCUGAUCGGCAUGGAGCUCAUCUCCGUCGUGCUGGGCUUCCUUAUCCCCUUCCCCAUCAUCGCUGUCUUCUAUUUCCUCCUCGCCAAGACCAUCUCCGCCUCCAGCGACCAGGAGCGGAAGAGCAACGGGAAGAUCAUCUUCUCCUACGUGGUGGUGUUCCUCGUCUGCUGGCUGCCCUACCACGUGGCCGUCCUGCUUGACAUCUUCUACAGCCUUCACUUCAUCCCCUUCAGCUGCCACAUGGAGAACUUCCUGUACGCCACUCUCCACAUCACUCAGUGUUUCUCCCUGGUCCAUUGCUGCGUCAACCCCAUCCUGUACAGCUUCAUCAACCGCAACUACCGAUACGAGCUCAUGAAAGCCUUUAUUUUCAAGUACUCUGCCAAAACAGGCCUCACUAAACUCAUCGAGGCUUCCAGGGUGUCGGAAGCAGAGUACUCUGCUCUGGAGCAAAAUGCCAAAUGACUGCAACCCCACGAAGAAACCACCCCCCCCGACUCUCUGACCCGGUGUUUCCUUGUGUGUUGUGGUUUUGUUGUUUGUUUGUUUGUUUGUUUUUUACCCCCUCCUCCCUUUCAACGUGCUUGUUAUGAACGGGGCGUGAAUUCCAGCCUACAAAAGAGAGAGCAAAGUGUAAUUUAAGAGUAGAAUCAGCUGCAAAGUGGAAGUGGUACCACAGUUAAAAACCUUUUCUCCUCCUAGCCCAGUCUGGACUUCUCAACAACACUAUGCAAAUGGAAAUGACUUCCUAGCAGACAAAGCCAUUGUGUACCACAAAUAACACACAUUUCCAGGAUAAGCUUUUCCUUCCACCUGUAGAUUCCCUCUUGUCUCCUUGUGUAUGUUUUUAUAUAUAGUGUGUUGUAUUUAAAAGCUCGAGACUUUAUUUUCUGGCUCUUGGUGUACCUUAUACAAUUGUAUUUGAAAGUUAAAUAUAUUUUUAUCAUGUAUUUGAAGUAUAUUGCUGAUGAGUGUAUCCAGAGUGCUGUAGUCUGAGUGUUAGAUUGCCAUUUGGUUUCGAGAGGAUGCUGAUAACUAGAGUGGAAAUGGUCUCUUAGGUGCAUCCUCCCUGGCUGACACACUUCAUCGACCAUAGCUUUAUGUGGUGUCAUACCCACAUGUCUGGAGCAUGAAAUGUAUGUAGUGUAAUAUAGCUGCCAUCAUGUUAAAAUUAACAGUAUUGUCGGAGUCAUUAACUCCUGUGCCCCUGCUUCACCAAGCUGUGUCCUUCUGCACAGAAUGAAUGAUGUUACUGCUGAGAGUUGUCUCUAUUUGUAAGUUAUUUUUGUAAAAUAAAGAUCUGCAAAAAGAAAAA